Molecule: messenger RNA, 1695 nt
Organism: Blepharisma stoltei
Lineage: Eukaryota; Ciliophora; Heterotrichea; Heterotrichida; Blepharismidae
Source: the annotation of a GenBank genome assembly
AUGAAGUGCCAUAUUGAAGGAUGCCUUUCAGCUUCUGAUUUCGUUUGCAGUUGUCAAAAUUAUGCACUUGGGAUCUGCAAAGACCAUGUACUAAACCAUCUAGAAAUAGUUUCAUUUGCAGCUCAUCAGCUUAAAGCUUUUAAAAAUACUGAAUCAGAAGUCAUAAUUUUUGAGCUCGCGCAAAAAAUUGAAGAGCUUUCCCAAGAAAGAGCAAAAAUUACUACAAAUAUUUAUAACGAAAUUAAGAAUCUGAAUUUUCAAUUAAAUCAAACUGUUGAAAAAAUUAACAAAGAAAUAGGAAAGAUUGAAGAAAUUAUACAAAGCCUCAUUUUAAGCGAUCCAGUGGCAAGGAGCACUGUAAAUUUAGAUGAAAUCCGAAGAUAUUCAACACAAGAGCAUAUAAAAGAAAUAGUAGCAGCUUCUACAGAGGUAAAUAUUGACAUUCCUUGUAAUGAAUUCUCAAGUGAAGCCAUUAAGAGCAAAAUUUCUUGCUUUAAGCCAAGAUCAACAACAAUAAUUACCUAUAAUCUUGAGGAUUUUUCUCUCAGAGAAAUAAAAAUAGAAAAUUUAGAAAAUCCUCCGAAGGAUACCUCUAUGUGCUUGCUUCCUAAUGGUAAUAUAUUUUGCUAUGGAAGUAGAAAUCACGGCAUCUACUCCGGAACAACUUUUAUUAUUGAUGAAUUAUAUCAAGCUAAAUAUCUUGUCCAAGGCAUAAGCUGCACAUUUGCUGGAUUAAUUUAUUUAUCCACUUUUUGUGAAUUUUUUUUUCUCAUAUGAAGGAUGGCUAUAGAUUUUAUAUCUUUUUAAAGUUAAAUAUAAUUAAUUUAAAAAUUGAAAAAUAGCAAAUUGAUUUUAAUUAAGCAUUUAUAUUUUAAAAAUAAGAAUGCAUAAAUUUAAUAAGAUUAGUUAGAGAUUUGUUACGUUUAUAUAAUUACUGGUAACAAAUAUAUAAUCUUUUGGAAAUUUUUGCCCUAUUUUUAAUAAGGUACACUAAUGGAUUCGAGUCUGAUGCGCCGAACUGCAUUCCAUAUGCUGAAACAUGUAGAUUCCACAUAUGGAAGGCAUCUUGACACGUCAAAUUCGAAUCAAUAAAUGUCCAUUUUUUAAAAAUUGGUCAAAAUUUCUAAAUGACUGGAAAAUAAAAAAAAUUAUUUUUUUUGCUAACAAAUGUGUGAUGAUUUUUUUGCUGAUGGAGGAGUGUUAGAUAAAUUUGUGUAUGCUUUUGGAGGUAAUAAUGGGUAUGAUAUGGAAAAUGUUCAAAAAUAUGAUUUAAUUAAAAACGAAUGAGUGAGUUUAAAACCCUUAGAAAUUCCAACAGCUUAUAUUACUUGUGCUAGCUAUUUCAAUUUUAUUUAUUAUUCCGGCGCAGGCAUACCAGGGGUUUAUCAAUAUGAUAUAUCUGAAAAUUGCCAUCAAAAUGUGCUUCCACUUAAAGAUAGAAGCAAAAAAACUAUAUUCAAAGGAAAUGGGAGAAUUUAUGUCUAUGAAAAACCAGGAUUUCUUUAUGAACAGAAUCCUGAAGAAGAUAUGGAUCACUGGACACAAAUUAGAAAAAGUGAUAGGCAGGAUUUAAAAAUUUUAAGCUACGGAGUUGAGUUUGGAAACUCAGUUUAUUUUAUUUUAAAGAGAAAUAAACUCUUCAGGUUUGACUUAGCGAGAAAAGUAAUUUUAGAAGAGGAUCGGAAAACACAAUAA